AUGCCACCAUCAACAUCCACCACUAAUGGACCUAUUGUAACCAUAUCAUUCCAAGGAGGUGAAUAUACAGGUACAAUUAAUGAACAAAAUGAACCUCAUGGUAAAGGUACAAUAAUUUAUCCCUACACUAAACAUAAAUAUGAAGGUGAAUUUAUUAAUGGUAAAGCUCAUGGUAAAGGUAUUGCAAGUGGUUUAAUUACCAAUGAAAUGAGUUUUAUUAUUAAUAAUGAAUUACGUGAUAUUGGUGAUAAAUAUGUUAUUCCAAUCAAUUCUUAUACUUCUACUACUACUAAUAAUACUGGUGAUAAUUCUAAUACUACUAAUAAUACUCCAUCCAUCAAAUAA
Molecule: messenger RNA, 345 nt
Organism: Naegleria gruberi
Lineage: Eukaryota; Heterolobosea; Eutetramitea; Acrasida; Naegleriidae
Exons: 1
Coding region: 1-345 (114 amino acids)
Source: RefSeq, a predicted model, not a curated record